This is a messenger RNA of Pygocentrus nattereri (red-bellied piranha), 9499 nucleotides long. It is a transcript of the gene unc13a, whose product is annotated as unc-13 homolog A (C. elegans). The coding region runs from base 316 to 5781 and encodes 1821 amino acids. Gene Ontology annotation, biological process: dense core granule priming; synaptic transmission, glutamatergic; synaptic vesicle maturation. The transcript is spliced from 46 exons. NCBI's taxonomy places the organism in Eukaryota, Metazoa, Chordata, Actinopteri, Characiformes, Serrasalmidae. Gene Ontology annotation, molecular function: diacylglycerol binding; syntaxin-1 binding; phospholipid binding. The record is from RefSeq and is a predicted model, not a curated record. Gene Ontology annotation, cellular component: synaptic vesicle membrane; terminal bouton; presynaptic membrane.
UUCACCCUAACAACGGCCGCGCUGAACAAGAUGGCCGAGCGUCGGCUAGCGAGAGGCUGAGAAGACAGCAAUUUAAUCCCGUUUUCAGUCAGGGAAACAGCUGUUUAUAGCCGAGAACUCAGUUUACUACCAGGAAAAUAAACGCUCUCUCGUUAUGCUUAUACGUGCGUGUAUGCAGGGCUUAUUUCGUAUAUGAAGCGAAGAGGGUGUCCACCCAGCAUCACCCUGUGAUAAAGUCCUAUUAAUAGUUAUUUUUCCUCUUACCUGAAGAGACACGGAGACGAAGACCAGUAGCUUGUAUAACCGCAGAAAGAGAUGUCACUGCUGUGUGUUGGAGUUAAGAAAGCCAAGCUAGAUGGACCACAAGAGAAAUUCAACACCUAUGUGACACUUAAGGUGCAGAAUGUGAAGAGCACCACCAUUGCUGUGCGAGGCAGUCAGCCAUGUUGGGAACAGGACUUCAUGUUUGAGAUUAACAGGCUGGAUCUGGGACUGACAGUGGAGGUUUGGAACAAAGGCCUGAUCUGGGACACCAUGGUGGGCACCCUGUGGAUCCCUUUGCGCAACAUUCGCCAGUCCAAUGAGGAAGGACCAGGGCAAUGGCUGACUUUAGACUCUCAGGUCAUCAUGACUGAAAAUGAGAUUUGUGGCACAAAAGACCCGACGUUUCACCGUGUGCUUCUGGACACCCGCUUUGAGCUACCUUUAGACAUUCCAGAGGAGGAGGCUCGCUACUGGGCCAAGAAACUGGAGCAGCUAAAUGCCAUGAGGGACCAAGAUUAUUCCUACCAGGAGGAGCAUGAGAGACCUCUUCCAGUGCCAUCAACACAGUGCUGUAACUGGAGCCUAUGGGGGGACCAGCAAAAUGAAGAUCCAGACAGCGCAGUAGAUGAUAGAGACAGCGAUUACCGCAGUGAGACAAGCAACAGCAUCCCUCCUCCGUACUACACCACAUCCCAGCCCAAUGCCUCAAUGCAUCAAUACCCCAUCCGACACAUGCACCACAGUUCCCGCUAUGACGACAUGCAUGACUAUGACUACGAUAAUCAGAGAGCCAUGAGACGCUAUGAUAGUUUAGACUCCGCCACCAACGGCCGCAGUGAUCUCGAUUCGGCCUCCGGCUCAAGCAGGCGGACGAGCCGCCAGUACUCCUUAGACAGUAGGCACUCGCUGUCCGAUAGCCCCACCGGCUCCAGCCGCUAUGCCUCAUCGGGUGAGCUGAGCCGUGGCAGCUCCCAACUGAGUGAGGAGUUCGGCCCCGAGGAUGGUGAGAGCUUCCGUGGUUCUGGAGAGUUCUACGAUGAGAACGAUUCCUACCACUCCUGCCACUCCUCAGUUAGCUACGGCAAAGACUCACCUGGCUGGGACCCAGAUGAGCCUCAGGGCGUCUACAGUGAUGAGGGCAGCUACAUCAAAGACGGUGGGGAAGAAGGCGCUCUGUACGAAGAUGAAGAUGGAGAAAUCUAUGAGCAGGAGGAAGGGGAUUACCCCUAUGAGGCAGAGGAGGAGGGAAUGGUCUAUGAGGAGGAUGAAGAGUACCCUCUGGACGGCACGCUCAGCGAGGACCAAGAGCCGCCCUACACGCCCACCCCGACCAGCGCAGCUCCUUUGUUGGCUCCAGAGAUCUCCAGUAGCCGGCCUCCACUAGAGAAGCAGACAUCUCUGCACCAGCAGCAUCCCCCACAAGCCCAGCCACCGUUCCAGCCCACAGAGCUUCACACAGAGGCUGUACCAAAGCAGCAGAGCUUCGAAGAUUUCAGCAAACCCCCCAGCCCACUCCUGGACUCCAAGCAGGAACCCUUUGCCCCUCCUGCAGCAAUACCAGAGACACCUCCAGCAAAGCCCAGGGAGGAGCACCAUCCUCCAGCUGAGCCUUCAGCCACUGAGCACCCACCUGAAGCCCUACCUGAGAAAACCGAGGCUCCCCCAGAAAGUGUGCCGAGGCAUGAUGAGCUGGUGGACCCUGCCGAGAGGGCCAAAGCUAACUGGCUGCGACUCUUCAACAGGGUGCGCCUUCAACUGCAGGAGGCCCGGGGCGAAACUCCUGGACUGGCAUCACUGUUUCUACAAGCUGGGCCUGGAGGAGCUCUGUACAGCAUAGACAGCAUGCCUGACCUGCGCAAACGAAAGGCCAUCCCGCUAGUCCGAGACUUGGCAAUGUCCCUCGUUCAGAACUCUCGCAAGGCUGGAAUCACCUCAGCGAUGGCGUCCAGCACUCUCAACAAUGAAGAGCUGAAGAGUCAUGUGUAUAAGAAGACCCUCCAGGCUCUUAUCUAUCCCAUCUCCUGCACUACACCCCAUAACUUUGAGGUGUGGACAGCCACUACACCCACCUACUGCUACGAGUGUGAGGGGCUGCUAUGGGGAAUUGCACGGCAGGGCAUGCGCUGUACCGAGUGUGGGGUUAAAUGCCAUGAGAAGUGCCAGGACCUGCUGAAUGCUGACUGUUUGCAGAGAGCAGCAGAGAAGAGUUCUAAGCAUGGUGCAGAGGACCGCACACAGAACAUCAUUAUGGUGCUGAAGGACCGCAUGAAGAUCCGAGAAAGAAACAAGCCAGAGAUCUUCGAGCUCAUCCAGGAUGUGUUUGGAGUAAUUAAGGCCACUCAUGUCGCAACAAUGAAGCAGGUCAAACAAAGUGUUCUGGAUGGAACAUCCAAGUGGUCAGCCAAGAUCAGCAUUACAGUGUUAUGUGCCCAGGGCCUCCAGGCCAAGGAUAAGACUGGCUCCAGUGACCCCUACGUUACAGUGCAAGUGGGCAAAACCAAGAAAAGGACUAAGACCAUCUACGGCAACCUUAACCCUGUGUGGGAUGAGUCCUUCAAUUUUGAGUGCCACAACUCCUCGGAUCGAAUCAAAGUGCGAGUGUGGGAUGAGGACGAUGACAUAAAAUCACGUGUGAAGCAGAAGUUCAAGCGAGAGUCGGAUGACUUUCUAGGGCAGACUAUCAUCGAGGUGCGAACACUGAGCGGAGAGAUGGAUGUCUGGUACAAUCUGGACAAGCGUACGGACAAGUCUGCUGUGUCAGGAGCCAUCCGCAUGCACAUUAGCGUGGAGAUCAAAGGAGAGGAGACAGUAGCCCCUUACCAUGUCCAGUACACCUGUCUUCAUGAGAACCUCUUCCACUAUGUGACAGACCUCCAGAAUAAUGGAGUGGUGAAGAUUCCAGAUGCUAAAGGGGACGAUGCCUGGAAGGUCUACUUCGAAGAGACACCGCAGGAGAUUGUGGAUGAAUUUGCUAUGCGUUAUGGAGUGGAAUCAAUUUACCAAGCCAUGACACACUUCGCUUGUUUGUCAUCUAAGUACAUGUGCCCUGGAGUUCCUGCUGUGAUGAGCACUCUGUUGGCUAACAUAAAUGCCUACUACGCCCACACCACUCAGGCCACCAACAACGUCUCUGCCUCUGAUCGCUUUGCUGCCUCCAACUUUGGGAAAGAGCGCUUUGUCAAGCUUCUGGACCAGCUACAUAAUUCAUUGAGGAUUGAUCUCUCCAUGUACAGGAAUAAUUUCCCAGCCAGCAGCCCUGAGAGACUGCAGGACCUCAAGUCCACUGUGGACCUACUGACCAGUAUUACUUUCUUCAGGAUGAAGGUCCAAGAGCUACAGAGCCCACCUCGUGCUAGCCAGGUCGUGAAAGACUGCGUGAAGGCCUGUCUCAACUCCACCUAUGAGUACAUCUUCAAUAAUUGCCAUGAGCUCUACAGCCGCGAAUACCAGACUGACCCGUCAAAGAAAGGUGAAGUUCCUCCAGAGGAGCAGGGUCCAAGCAUCAAGAACUUGGACUUCUGGUCCAAACUGAUCACUCUCAUUGUGUCCAUCAUUGAGGAGGACAAGAACUCUUACACCCCUUGCCUUAACCAGUUUCCCCAGGAGCUGAAUGUUGGGAAGAUAAGUGCAGAAGUCAUGUGGAAUCUGUUUGCCCAGGACAUGAAAUAUGCCAUGGAGGAGCAUGAAAAGAACCGCCUGUGUAAGAGUGCUGAUUACAUGAACCUGCACUUCAAAGUGAAGUGGCUCUACAAUGAGUACUGCAAAGACCUGCCUUUCUUCAAGAGCCGAGUGCCAGAGUACCCAGCGUGGUUUGAGCCUUUUGUCAUCCAGUGGCUAGAUGAGAAUGAGGAAGUUUCUCGUGACUUUCUGCAUGGAGCUCUGGAAAGGGACAAAAAAGAUGGAUACCAGCAGACUUCUGAGCAUGCUCUUUUCUCCUGCUCAGUCGUGGAUGUCUUUUCCCAGCUCAACCAGAGCUUUGAGAUCAUUAAAAAGUUGGAAUGCCCUGACCCACAGAUUGUGGGCCACUACAUGAAGAGAUUUGCAAAGACAAUAAGCAACGUUCUGCUCUCUUAUGCUGAUAUAAUUUCCAGGGACUUCCCCAAUCACUGCACCAAGGAGAAAGUGAAUGCGAAAGAUGGUGCUAUAAAGCCUUGUAUCCUGAUCAACAACAUCCAGCAGCUUCGAGUUCAGCUGGAGAAAAUGUUUGAGGCCAUGGGGGGCAAAGAUCUGAAUGUUGAGGCCAGUGACAUCCUGAAAGAGUUGCAGGUGAAGCUAAACAAUGUGUUGGAUGACCUGGCAAGGAUCUUUGCAACCAGUUUCCAACCCAACAUAGAGGAGAACGUGAAGCAGAUGGGAGAUAUUCUGAGCCAAGUGAAAGGCACGGGCAAUGUUCCAGCUAGCGCAUGCAGCAGUGUGGCACAGGAUGCAGACAACGUGCUGCAGCCUAUCAUGGACUUCCUGGACAGCAACCUUUCACUGUUUGCUAAGAUAUGCGAAAAGACUGUUCUGAAGCGGGUGCUGAAGGAGCUCUGGAAGCUUGUUAUGAACACCAUGGAGAAGACCAUUGUUUUGCCACCUCUAACUGACCAAACGAUGAUAGGCAGGGUGAAGCUUGCUUGUCACAGUGAUGGUACGCAGCUGAUCUUCAAUGCAGCUAAGGAGCUUGGCCAGCUUUCCAAGCUGAAGGAGCACAUGGUGCGUGAGGAGGCCAAGGCCUUAUCACCCAAGCAAUGUGCAGUUAUCGAGUUGGCACUGGAUACCAUCAAGCAAUAUUUCCAUGCCGGAGGAGUGGGACUGAAGAAAACCUUCCUGGAGAAGAGUCCUGACCUGCAGUCUCUCCACUAUGCCCUGUCCCUCUACACACAGGCCACUGACAAGCUUAUCAAGACCUUUGUCCAGUCACAGAAUGCACAGGUCCAUGGAGGGAAGGGGGUGAGGUUCACCCAUAGCGAGGAUGUGUACCCCGAAAAGGGCUCCGGUGUGGAGGAUGCAGUGGGAGAGGUGUCCAUCCAUGUGGAGAUCUUUACUCAUCCCAACACUGGUGAACACAAGGUUACAGUGAAAGUGGUGGCUGCAAAUGAUCUGCGGUGGCAGACAUCAGGAAUAUUCCGGCCCUUUGUGGAGGUCUACAUCAUCGGCCCCCACCUGAGUGAUAAGAAGAGGAAGUACGCCACCAAAUCAAAGAACAACAGCUGGGCCCCCAAAUACAAUGAAACAUUCACAUUCACGCUGAGCAACGAGGUGGGUCCAGAGUGUUAUGAGCUGCAGGUGUGUGUGAAGGACUACUGCUUCGCGCGAGAGGACCGGACGGUGGGCAUGGCUGUGCUGCAGCUGAAAGAUGUUGCGGCACGGGGCAGCGUGGCCUGCUGGCUUCCGCUGGGCAAACGCAUCCACAUGGACGAGACGGGCCUGACUGUGCUGCGCAUCCUCUCACAGCGCAACAACGACGAUGUGGCUAAGGAGUUUGUCAAGCUCAAGUCUGACCAGCGCUCGGCUGAGGAGGGCCGAGGUAGUUAAGAGCAGGUGCCAGUUAGGGAAAGGAAGCUUUGCGGCGUUGUGAAAUCACUGCCCACCUCUUCUUUCUUGAAGUGUUGCACUAACACAGACACCUAAAUGCACACAAACACACUACACAGAGCAGAGUACACUCUACCACCCCAACAAGGACCAAAAAUCAUUUCGUCCGUUGGAUAGUAAUGCCUAGGACACUGCCAUAACCUGCCAUGAGGCUUGUCUGACAAGCACAGUUUGGCACCUAAAAUGAUACAGGCAUAAAGCCUUGUAUCUCUUUAAUACUUGAUGUUUGUGAUGUCUUUGAUUUUUAAAGUUAUCAUAUUAUACAAAACCUCAUUGUUGAAAGAUAUUUAAAGAAUAACAUUUAUCUAGUCAUUCAUACAUAUAAUAAAUAUAUUAACAUUGCAGAUAUUCUAUCAAUAUAAAAAAAAAAGAUACAGUUGUCUAACUUCAUACUGAAAGACAUAUAUAUGGAUCUUUAGAUUCUUUUUCCAAGUGCAUUUGGGAAGAGUUGGAAGCAGAGAUAUGACAGUCUGAGUGAAAGCAGGGUUGCUACAUGUCGUGCCAUUGAUGCCUCCCACCUCCCCUUUCCACAUCCCUCUUCCCUAACGUCUGUUAAUGAUGUCUGAGACUCUAUGGAAACCUCUUCUGUAACUGCCUUGUUCAUUUUGUCAAUCAUUCGUGAACCUCCUCAUGGGUGAUCUAUGUCAGGGUAUUUCUCUUUUGCUCUCAGUGUGAUGUCCUUCUCCUCUACUACUGAAAGGCACACUCUUUCUUAGGGCCAAAACCUCCUGUGGUUCAGCUUUUGGAAAAUUAUGCAAACUUUUAGAUUAAGCACAAGUAGACUAUUAUCAAAUGAUACACUGGCUUGCAGUGCACAUACUGUGGACCAAAUACAUCUCACAAAGGAGACUACAUUUCUUUUACACCCCUCAUGUAAUGAUGUGAAUGGAAAGAUGGUAGUGACUUGGCUGUUCUCAGUAAUAUCAGAGAAUGUGUAAUCUAGGUGUGUCGAAUAGUAUAAAGUACCAUCUCUGAUUUGUGUUUCACUUAAAAUGCUAAUAUACAGUACUGUACAAAAGUCAGAGACCACCCUUUAUUCAUUUGUCUGUCAAAACAGCCUUUAAGUUCAAACUAUUAAUUUUUUGGCGUGGGGAUAAAAGCAGAAAACAUAUUUAGCAGAAAAUUAUGCAGAAGCCUCAAAAACGAAGUGUAAUAGCAUGUUUCAGGAUUUAGUAUCCAAUUUUUGCUUUUUUACAGCUUAUAUUCGUUUCAUGAGAUUUGCUUUCAGUUUUUUAAAGAAAUCUGCAGGGAUAUUUUUCCACACCUCUGAAGUUCAGCCUUCGAAGUUGGUUGCAUUUUCUGCUUCUCACAUUCGAAAUAAUCUCCAACACGGACUCUGGAGUGGUCAGUCCAUUGUUAAGAGAAUACCAACAGCUUCUUUGUUUGAUUUACAAAUGAUGUUUCUUUUUUUGUCUGUUUGCUUUUCUCAGUGAGGCUUCUUGACAGCCACACAUCCUUUUUAGACCCUUAGCACUGAAUUGUCUUCUAACAGUGGAAGGAUGGACAGAAUUACCUAUGUAUUUUUUUCAUAUCUGAAGCAAUCUUCAAAGAGGAAAGCUUUCAAUACUGUUUAUGUGGUCUCUUAGGUCUUGCAUGGUUGUAAGGAGUCCUAUUACUUUAAAAUUUCUAAACAAACUCUUGUCUUGUUAUAUAUUUUUAUUAGUGGAUAGCGUUGUAUCUUGCCUCCUCAGAAAUAUCUCCUGAAAAUGUUUUAACCUGUACUUAAUAGCUGUUUUGGCUGGAAAUUAAGUAAAAGAAGGGUGGUUUCUUAAUUUCAUACCGUACAGUAGAUAACAAUAAAUGACAGCUAGUGAACAAGACUAAGGUCUUAUCUUCAUAAUGCUAACUAGCCCCAACUAUCUCUCAUUUAUUAUUAGCAACAUUAGCGUUUUGGGUGAAGUAUUUCUCUAAGCACACUACCAGUCAUCACACUGUCCAGUCUCUGUAUGACCUCAGACCAGCUGCAUUGUGUGAGAGCGUGUGCGGCCUGCAUGUGCAAUACAUCAUGUGAGCGUAUGACUGAGACUUUGUAAAUAAGGUGUAGUGGUGUUGGGUAAGGCGCGUUGUGGUGCGAUUUGUAUCAGACACCAGUGUUGCCUGUUGGUAAAUAUCAGCAGUCUUGCUCAGAUAGGACCUUCAAAGAAUUGCUGACUUGUUUAGAUAAUUUUGUGGUCACUUACUUUUAUAAAGUAGCAUCUUUUUAAAAAUUUUUACUUAUUACAUCAUUUUCCCCUUACAUACCACAGCAGACACAAUAGAAGAAAAAAUGGAAAGUAUCCUCUAUUCAAAAUCAUUCCAGUGCUGUUGCCAUGGGAACCUCAGAUCGUCCUGCCACCCGUCCAACUAGCAGAGCAGCACAAAGGGAAUGCAGCCCCUUCUGUGUUUAUGUAACCUGAUUAAUACAUGCCUGCUCUAUCACAUCCUCUUCAUUUUACAGCCACUGAUCAAUUAGGGCCGUAAAUGCAGCCAGUCCACCCUCUUGCAUUCUGGAGAGCACAGUAUAUAAUAAAGCUUUGGAGGAGGGUGUUGUUUUUCUGUGGGGGAGUGGUUCUGGAGCCUCACUUUAAGCCUGCCAACAUGAAAGAUCUCAGCAAGCUAUCCGAGCUGCAUCUCUAAAGGUUUUAACAAAGCCUUUUUCUGCUAUUGCAGAGAUUCACCGAGGAACUCUAGCAAGUGCUCAAGCACAGGCAUUUUGAAGCUCUAGUAAUAUUGGAGAUCUAAAAAUCCAUGCCCCGAAAUGGCUUCUGUUUAAAAAACGUCAUGCCAUGUGCCCUUGUUUAACUUCUCUAUGCAUCAAAUAGCUCUAGUUGACAGUUGUGUAUUGUUUACAUUGUGGAUUAUCAGCACAAAAUCGUCUGUUGUGAUGGCACUGCUGGUUUUUUGGGGGGUUUUUUUGGAGUCUAAAUUUAAAAACUAUUGCCACCCUCUUAUUUCUGGGGACUGUUUGGGUUACUUAGAUGGCGGUUAGUUUAGUGGAGGACUAGUGAAUGUUGAACAGAUUUGAAUAUUCUUUGGAAAAUCCUUGGAAAAACAACGAGCACCUGACUAGUUUAUAGAGGGGAUGGGUUUAAAUCGUUAAACAAAACUGUAGCAGCAGCUUCUAGCUGCAGGAGGGAGACGAAGGGAUGGUCCGAGUCGUGUUGCGGGAUCUAAAGCUGUGUGCGAGAUGCUCUUAGUGAAUGUCUGAACAUAAUAAAUGAGUUGUGAUCUAACGUGAGCAUGUAAACAAAUGAUAGAGAAGCACACACAAGUCACACGUUCACCACCAACACAAAUACACGAACACUGCUGUCUGACCUAAACCAAGACUCCAGACCUGUAAAUAAAAAGCAGUGCAUGUUGGGAAAGAUCUCUUUUGUGCCAGCAUGUGUCUUUGACGUGAUUUCCAAUUGUUGUCUUUUAUUUAUUUAUUUGUUUAUUUUGAUAUUUGGGUAUUAUUUUCUAUUUUUGAAAGGCUUGUGAAUAUAUAAAUAUGUAUUACUGAUGUGUAGUGAUACAGAGUACUAGCAUGAGAGACUUUUUUUAUACACAGAUGUUUAUAAUUUUUGUUUUUCUAAAUAUGAUUGUUCUUAAAUGGGGAUGAAGGUGAAACUAAUAGCAUUUUUGCUGUGUUUCUACUUAAAUGGUUAUGAAUACUAAAUAAAUGGCUAUAAAAUCA